AUGACUUUUGCUGGAUACAUUCUAGCGACGACGUUGCCCGAUUGCCAAGUUACCAAGCUGCCAUCGAAAGCCGAUCGCUGGCCAAACGAUGCGGCCGAGCUGAUGCGUCGUUAUGGCUUCAACUUGCCUACCUCUUCGAAAUUGGUGAUUAGUGACGUGGUCAUCUGGACCGACACAGGACGCCUUUUGUGCUCGGACGUUGACGCUUUCAGCACGUUCGUGGGACGAUAUCGGCUCGUGCCACAAACUCUGAUCCAGUUCGUGAUGGCGAUAUCCCGCAUGAAAGCUGCGGCGAUGGCGCUGCUACGUGCCCGCCAGACCUCCCAGUCCGCCACUCAACACCUCGCCUUCUCUACUGAAGCCACUGAUGCUGCAGCUGCCGCGUUACGCAUGGGCUUUAAAAAGGCUCGAAAAGACGAGGAUGGCGGUGUGAAAGUGGGGCUGGAGGCAGAGCCCGAUUCACCAACAGAUGUGAGCGCCGUUUCGACGCCAGUAGUAGAGAAGAAGCUCGUGCCGCCAGCCAUGAGCUCCACACAGCCACUUUGGCUCACACAGGACCAUCCUGUGACAGACCUGUCGGGCUUUGCACCGAAGAUUGUGGUGGUUGGCGUCGGAGGAGCUGGAGGAAAUGCGGUGAACAACAUGAUCGCGCGCGGCCUGCAGGGUGUGGAGUUUCUUGUUUGCAACACGGAUGCUCAGCACUUACGCACGACGCUGACGGAGAACCGCGUUCAGAUGGCUCCUGAAUUGACUGGAGGACUGGGCUGUGGCGCUAACCCCGAAGUUGGCCGAGAGGCGGCAGAGGCCGCGAUUGAUGAGAUUUUGGAGCGCGUUCAGGGUGCAAACAUGAUGUUUGUUACUGCGGGUAUGGGUGGCGGAACAGGUACAGGUGCAGCACCCGUCAUUGCUCAGGCUGCCUUAGAUGCUGGUAUCCUCACCGUAGCUGUCGUUACUAAGCCGUUCCGGUUUGAGGGAAACAACCGUGCAAAGCUUGCGGCACAAGGCCUCGCUGAACUGAAGGAUAGCGUCGAUACGAUGCUUGUGAUCCCGAACCAAAACUUGUUCAACAUGUCAAAUGAGCGCACCUCGUUGAUGGACGCAUUCAGAAUGGCGGACAAUGUGCUUCUGGACGGUGUCAAGAACAUUUCGGAUUUGAUGGUGAUGCCUGGGCUCAUUAACCUUGACUUUGCGGAUGUUCAAUCGGUCAUGCAAAAUAUGGGAAACGCUAUGAUGGGAAGUGGAGAGGCCGAUGGAGAGAAUCGGGCUCUGCGUGCUGCUGAAGAUGCAUUGGCGAACCCUCUUCUGGGUGAUAUUUCGAUUAAGGACGCCAAGGGCAUGAUCGUUAAUAUCACGGGAGGCUCCGACCUGACGCUAUUUGAAGUUGAUGAGGCUGCUGAGCGUGUGACGCGGGAACUUGAUGAUCCACACGCCAACAUCAUCUUCGGUUCGACCUUCGACGACUCGCUGGGCGGCAAGCUACGCGUCUCCGUGGUUGCCACUGGUAUUGCCGACCCCGACAAGUUAUAG
Molecule: messenger RNA, 1527 nt
Organism: Phytophthora infestans T30-4
Lineage: Eukaryota; Oomycota; Peronosporomycetes; Peronosporales; Peronosporaceae
Product: cell division protein ftsZ
Exons: 13
Coding region: 1-1527 (508 amino acids)
Biological process (GO): cell division
Cellular component (GO): cytoplasm; cell division site
Molecular function (GO): GTP binding; GTPase activity
Source: RefSeq, a predicted model, not a curated record